This is a messenger RNA of Fukomys damarensis (Damara mole-rat), 2138 nucleotides long. It is a transcript of the gene Tmem86b, whose product is annotated as transmembrane protein 86B. Bases 236 to 919 code for a protein of 227 amino acids. The transcript is spliced from 3 exons. Gene Ontology annotation, cellular component: membrane. The record is from RefSeq and is a predicted model, not a curated record. NCBI's taxonomy places the organism in Eukaryota, Metazoa, Chordata, Mammalia, Rodentia, Bathyergidae.
GCCUUGGGGAGGUGGGAGGCAGGUGGCCCAUCCCCCAGCUCAGGCCUCAGCCAUCUGGGCGGAUGAGGUGGGCCUGUUGCUGUGCUGGUGGGGGCUCCAGUGGACCCCUUGGGAGGGGUGCCUCAAGGCCACAUCUCCGGCCUGUUAUCAGCCCCGGAGUCCACAGGACACUCGGGUUAAUGUGUAACGUGCCUUAUGCACCGAGCCCUCCACCCCGAGUCACAGCAGAGCCGGCAUGGACGGAGGGGAGGAGGGCGCGCCCCUGAAGAGGCUCCUCAGCCAACACCCGAGGGCCGGCAGGUGGCUGAGCCCCUUCCUGCUCACCUGCUCCGUCUCUCUUCUCUGGACUCCGGAGCUCCAGCCCUCCUGGCCUGCGGCCCUGCUCAAGUGCCUGCCCGUGGUCUGCCUGGUGUUGUUCCUAGGGGCUGUGCCCACCACCUGGGUCCACACCAGUCUCCUCCAGGGCGCCCUGCUCUGCUCGGUCGUGGGGGACGCCUGCCUGGUGUGGCCUGAGACUUUCCUGCACGGCAUGGCUGCCUUUGCUGCUGCCCACCUCUUCUACCUGCGGGCCUUUGGCCUCUUUCCCCUGCGGCCCAGCCUGCUGCUGCUUGCCCUCCUGGCGGCUGCCACCUACCUCAGCCUCCUCUUGCCACACCUUGAGCCUGCCAUGGCUGGGCCUGUGGCGGCCUAUGCGCCGCUCCUGGCCGCCGUGCUGUGGCGCGGGCUGGCUCGGGGCGGGAGUACCAGCCAUGGUGUCCUGCUCUUCGCGGUGUCUGAUGCUGUGCUGGCCUGGGAUGCCUUUGUGUGGCCACUGCCCCACGGCCGCCUGGUGACCAUGACCACCUACUAUGCCGCACAGGCGCUCAUUGCCCUGUCUGUGCUCAGGAGUCCUGAGAGCCCCCGGGCCAGGGCAGCCUGAGGAGCAGGGCCCCGGGUCCCUACCCCGUGACCUCGCCUGAGACACACAAGUUUCUGGGACCUGGCAGGGUCCCUGCCCUGGCUAAUAAAGCGGGUGUGAGGACAGCAGUGUCACCCGUGUUCUGGGAGGGGCUCCCAGGAGGGCCGGUCCCCAGAGCCAGCCUGCUGCCCGUGGGACCUCCUUGGCUUCUGUGGGGUCACCAUCCAGUGAACAGACCAAGGACGUGUUUGUUUUUUGUGACAGGGCCUGACUACAUAGCCCAGACUGGCAGUACACUCAGCGGUUCUGUCUCAGCCUCCCAGGACUGGGAUGAUCGUGUGCCAUGCCCGGCAAAGGAAGACUUUUUAAUGAGUACCCCGGGAAUCAAAUUUAGGACCUUGCACUUGCCAGGCAGGUGCAGCACCACUGAAAGACAUUGUUUUAGCAGCCACAACUCACUGUAGGCACAGUGUUGGAGGGGAGACCUUGGAGGAGCUAGAUCAUGAGGGGUGCAGCAAGCAAGAGGGUAGCCGGUGUGGCACAGCUGCAUGGUCCUGGGCAGCCACUGCCACUGUCUGGGCCCCCAGAUUCUGUAUCUGGUGAGGGUGGAGUUGCUUCCGAGAUUCAGCUCUGCUUCUCCAUGGUGCUGUGCUUGUAGGGGCUCUUAUAGCAGAGGGGAGACCUCUGCCCCUAUGCUGCACCCCCAGGUACUCUUAGAGCAGCGAGGGGCCAACUAGUGGGGUUAGAAGGUGGACUGUCUGGAGGAGAUGGAAGCACAGGGAUUUUCUUGAGAAGCGCAGAAAGUAGGUGAGGAAAACCCGAAGGUUGGAUCCUCAUUCCUGAAGCCUCUGCUUCCUCCUUGUCUCCCACCCACUUUUUCUUGUUUUGUUUUGUCAUUUUGGGGGGCUGUAAUGGGGAUAGAACCCCAAAGCACUCAGCCACCUUGAGUAGAAGUGGUUGCUGUGGAACAGCAUCCACAGCCCAUUUCAUCUUUCAUUUUGAGGCAGGGUCUUGCCACGUUGUCCAGGCCGACAUGUAACUUGCUGUCCUGCCUCGGCCUCCCAGGAGAAGGGGCUGCUGAGGGAGAGGGCUGACUGCCCGGGCAGGUGCUGGACGGGCGUGCAGGGUUAGAAGAAGGGGCUGAGGACCAGGAUUCUAGGCCGUGGACCCACCCCUCCGCCCCUGCUUCUCCAGGCACUUGUGCUGUGCCCCGCCCGUCCCAGCCCAGACCCUGUCAGCA